UGAACCCACAGCUGAAUGCUGUGACUUUGAUGUUCCUCCCUCCGAACGCCACUGCCAAGCUCCAACCCCUCGACAUGGGGAUCAUCAGAAAUUUCAAAGUGUGCUACCGCCGCCGCGUCAUCGAAAGGCUGCUCAUCGCAAUCGGCCGACCAAGUGCGCGAGGGCCUCAGCUGACAAUUUCUCUCAUGAACGCGGUGGAAAUGCUGAAGGCCUCCUGGAUGGAAGUCAGGUCUGGCAGCAUCAAGAACUGCUUUCGAAAAGCUGGGAUUUCGUUUUCUCCUGCGGAGCAAUCUCCUGCGGAAGCAAGCCAAGACGAUGCGCAAAGCAUCGACUCGACCCUGUGGACCCAAGCCGUUGCUGCUAGUCUGACAGAGGAAGGGCAGACGUGGGACGACUUCGUUGACGCCGACGAAGAUGUCAUCGUCUCGGAGAGCGCCUCCGAUGAAGCUAUCGUGCGGGAGGUGCGGCAGGACAUCGCGGCGUCCGACGACGAAGAGGACGACGAAGACGACGUCGGCGAUGGGGUUGCUCCCUCACCUCCGGUUUCGACAGCGACGGCUUUGGGGCACAUAGCUUCGUUGAAGCAGCUGGUGUACGCACGGGGACUGAGCGAUGUUCACAUCGAUCAGCUGAGCAACCUGGAGAGCGCUAUAAUUGGAUCUGCACUGCGGAAGCAAACAGCGAUUACGGACUUCCUUGAAUAAACGCCAUGCACAUCGAUCGCAGGUGUUGCGCUUUCCAAUCCGUGCCGUGCUUACUUAUUUAUCUUGAAUUUUAAGGGUAAGUCCAUUUAUAACGAACUUCUCUUUGAGCGAACGCGUUUCGUGUUGUAGAAGGGUUCGUUGUA
Messenger RNA from Ixodes scapularis (black-legged tick), 847 nucleotides. Its product is annotated as tigger transposable element-derived protein 6. Bases 30 to 704 code for a protein of 224 amino acids. NCBI's taxonomy places the organism in Eukaryota, Metazoa, Arthropoda, Arachnida, Ixodida, Ixodidae. The record is from RefSeq and is a predicted model, not a curated record. The transcript has a single exon. Gene Ontology annotation, molecular function: nucleic acid binding.